CCCUCCUGCACGCCAAGACUCCUUCCAUCCUCCAAGCCCAAAAGCCCUGCUCACAAACUUCCUCCUUGAUCAAACUGCUGGCAUUUUUCUGGUAUCUUCCUUACGGUACCAUUAAAAUACCUCCUCGCUUAAGCGGUACCUAUUUAUCUACUCACAGCUGUUUUCGAUCUGCUAGGUGGUCAGUGCGCUGGGCUGAAGGUCUGCUGCCGCUCACCCCUGACCCAGGUUUCGAACUGCCGACCUUUUGAUUGGCAAGAUUUAUUGCAGCUGGCAGUUAACCUGCUGUGCUGAAGCCCGACUUGCCUUUCUCUGUGUAAGACUGUAGGCUUUAUAUAGCAAUAUUAAAUGAUCACUCACAAGCCGGUUUUGCUUGGAAAUGAAUAUAUUGCUUGUAUCUCUGCAGCAAAGAAAGACACUACUGACUUUUCCCCACCACCACUUCCUUUUAGACACCUUUCCUGCCCACCUCCCCCUCUUCUCAGUUUCCUUAUUAGAGCUUGUUGCUUCACAAGUUCCAACACAAGGUUUCCAGCGCCCUCUGCUCACUACAAAAUGUCACAGAGAGAAAACUGAGGCAGCCAAGAGGAUUCAGUCAGGAGGUCACGGAGGGAAUUUGUGAUGUCUUCAUGCUGUCAGAAAUUGACUCCUGACACUGCCCGAUUAACUGAGGAACGCCCCUGCCUGGUUGUGCCCCAAACACGCAAAGCCCGCCUCGGCCCUGACGCCUUCUCCCUUCCGCCGCAGCUUGGACCCCUGGGGCUUCACGCAGUCGCAAGCCAUGCGCCUGGCCGUGGAGGAAAUCAACCGCUCCUCCCGCCUGCUGCCCAAUGUCUCCUUGGGCUACCACAUCUGGGACAACCCCAAGGAUGUCCCCUUCCUCCGGGGGCUCUUCCGGCUGGCGCCCGGCCAACGGGGACGCCCUCCCUGCACGGUGGACUGGGCCCGGAAGGUGGUCGGCGUGGUGGGCCCCUACGAGUCCGCCCUGGCCCCGCUGGCCUCCCACAUCCUCGGCCUCUACGGCCUCCCGCAGGUCAGCUACAGCAUCAAGGACGAGAACUUUGACAACCGCGGCCGGCCGCCGCUGCUCUUCCGGACGGUGCCCAGCACAGCCCACCAGCUGGACGGCAUCGUUGCGCUGAUCCGGGCCUUCCGCUGGGAGUGGGUCUCGGCAGUGGGCAGCGGCACCAAGGCCACCCAGGAGUCAGUCCGGAUCCUGAUUGACAGGGCCGCCGCGCAGGGCAUCUGCGUCUCCUACCAGGGGCUCAUGCCCGGUGGGCCGGUCGCCACCUUCGACCAGUUAGAGAAGGUGGUGGAGAACAUCAAGAGGGCGGGAACCAAUGUCACCGUCAUCCUGGGCAGCGCCGCCGUUGCCCGGCAGUUCUUUCAGGUGGUCAUUGCUCUGCAGAUCACCGGCAAGGUCUGGGUGGCCACCGAGAGCUGGGUCUUGUCGGACGCGGUGGCCGCGCUGCAGGGCAUGGAGCGGGCGGGCACGUUCCUGGGGCUGACCAUCAGGCCCAUACGGCUGCCCCACGUCAAGCGCUUUGUGGAGGAGGCGCUCCGUGACGGCCCCCCAAAGGGCUCCUCCUGCCCCGCUUCCUGCCCCCCUUCCUGCCCGCCGCCCUCCCCGGACUCCUUGGCCAGCCUCCUGGGCUCCUCCCUCUGGGACUGGGCCUUCUACUCCUACACCGCCGCCUAUGCCUUGGCCCAUGCCCUCCACCUCCGCCUCGGGUGCAGCCGGGAAGACUGUCCUGCCGGUCAGGAGCCCCGGCCUUGGCAGCUGCUGGAGACCCUGCGGGAGGUGGACUUUCCGCUCCUGAACAACACCAUCAGGUUCAGCCCCCAGCAGGACCUUUUCCUGGGCUAUGACGUCAUAACCUGGUCCUGGAAGGACAACGGCGUGGACUACGUCAAGAUUGGCAGCUACACGGCUCGGAGCCUGGAUAUCAACCGGACCCGAAUCCAAUGGCCGGGUCCCGAGGGCCAGAUCCCAAUCUCCUCCUGCACCAGGGAGUGUCCCACCGGCCAAAGUCGGAGCAAGCGAAUGCUGGACGAAUGCCCGUGCCGCUGCGAGGACUGCGUGGAGGGCACCUUCCAGAACCAGACAAACUCCGCAGACUGCCUGCCCUGCCCCAACGGGACGUGGUCUCCUUCGCGCAGCACCCGCUGCUUCCCUCCCUCGGUUUCCUUCCUCCGGCUGAGCGACGGCAACGUGGUGGCCUUGCUGGCCGUGGCCUUGCUGGGCUUCCUGCUGCUGCUGGGCUGCCUCGUCGUCUUCGCCACGCACCGCCACACGCCUGUGGUGCGGGCCGCGGGCGGGGGGCUGGCCUUCGUGAUGCUGGCCGCUCUACUGGGCUCCUGCGCCACCACCCUCCUCUUUGUGGGGCGCCCCUCCGCCCAGGCCUGCCUCGUCCGGCAGCCCAUCUUCGCGCUCUGCUUCACGGCCUGCGUCUCCUGCCUGCUGGUGCGCUCCCUGCAAGUGGUGCUCAUCUUCAAGGCGGCGGGGCGGCUGCACCGGGCGCGGCAGUGCUGGCGGCGCUUCCGGGGCCCCUACUUGGCCGUGGGGCUGAGCUGCGGGGUGCAAGCCCUCCUCUGCGGCCUCUGGCUCAGCCUCUCUCCGCCGGCCCUGGUCCAGACGGCCCUGGGGCCCCGGGAGGUGUCCCUGCGCUGCUGGGAGGGGCCCUUCUUGGGGCUGGGGGCGGUGCUGGGCUACAUCACCCUCCUGGCGGGCGCCUGCUUCCUGCUGGCCUUCUGGGGCCGACACCUGCCCGAGAACUACUCCGAGGCCCGGCUACUGACCGCCAGCAUGCUGGUCUUCCUCAUGGGCUGGGGCUCCUUCCUGCUCACGUACGCCACCGCCGGGGGCCCGCGCACGGCCGCCCUGCAGAUGUUCACCGUCCAGACCAGCGUCUACGCCGUGCUCUGUGCCUUCUUCCUGCCCCGCUGCUACGUCAUCCUCUGCCGGCCGCAGCGCAACACCCUCGCCCACUUCCGCACCUGCAUCCAGGCCUACACCACCGCGGCCGCGGACCACGAGCCCACCCCACCGGGGCCACGAGGAGAGUGAGGCGCCUCCAGGCCUGACUUCCACAAUGUCAGGGCAUGCUAGGGUUGGAAGAGGUCCUCAAAGGACAUCCAGUCCACCUCCUUCUGACAUCGAGGACCCCCACCCAGUAACUGGUCUGCACUGCAGCGGGGAGUUCCGCAGUUCCUGGAAGCCAGAAAUUGGAAGAACUGAUGAAAUGUGACCCAACAGGCAGCUCCAACUAAGACUGCACUCAGCCUUCUCUUACUUUCC
Messenger RNA from Anolis sagrei ordinatus, 3295 nucleotides. It is a transcript of the gene TAS1R1, whose product is annotated as taste 1 receptor member 1. Gene Ontology annotation, biological process: sensory perception of umami taste; G protein-coupled receptor signaling pathway. Gene Ontology annotation, molecular function: G protein-coupled receptor activity. NCBI's taxonomy places the organism in Eukaryota, Metazoa, Chordata, Lepidosauria, Squamata, Anolidae. The record is from RefSeq and is a predicted model, not a curated record. Gene Ontology annotation, cellular component: plasma membrane.